This is a messenger RNA of Erigeron canadensis, 504 nucleotides long. Its product is annotated as histone H4. The transcript has a single exon. Bases 60 to 371 code for a protein of 103 amino acids. Gene Ontology annotation, molecular function: protein heterodimerization activity; DNA binding; structural constituent of chromatin. NCBI's taxonomy places the organism in Eukaryota, Viridiplantae, Streptophyta, Magnoliopsida, Asterales, Asteraceae. The record is from RefSeq and is a predicted model, not a curated record. Gene Ontology annotation, cellular component: nucleosome. Gene Ontology annotation, biological process: nucleosome assembly.
CAUUUCAAAACAUUCAAACCAUCAAAUCUGAAAUUUGAAAAAAUCAAAAUCAUUAAAAAAUGUCAGGGCGAGGAAAGGGAGGAAAAGGGUUAGGAAAGGGAGGAGCGAAACGACAUCGUAAGGUGCUUCGAGACAAUAUCCAGGGCAUCACCAAACCGGCCAUCAGGAGGCUCGCAAGGAGAGGGGGAGUGAAGAGAAUCAGCGGGCUGAUUUACGAGGAGACCCGCGGAGUGUUGAAGAUCUUUUUGGAGAAUGUGAUCCGUGAUGCCGUUACUUACACGGAACACGCUCGUAGGAAGACCGUCACUGCUAUGGAUGUUGUUUAUGCUUUAAAGAGACAGGGCAGGACUUUGUAUGGUUUUGGUGGUUAGAUAUUUUUAGAGGUUUAUGUAUGUAUCGUGUAUGUAUACAUGCCUUAUUAUUAAGUUUAUUAGUAUUGUGGAUCUGUAAGUGGUGAUGAAUUUAAUUCAUCUUAUUAUAAUGUUUAGUUGAAUUUCACCUAAA